Molecule: messenger RNA, 575 nt
Organism: Paramecium octaurelia
Lineage: Eukaryota; Ciliophora; Oligohymenophorea; Peniculida; Parameciidae
Source: the annotation of a GenBank genome assembly
UAAUUAAACUAUACUAAUGUAGAAUAAUGGACAUUUAAGACUGGCCUCAGAAAUAACUCCAACACCUUAUGAAGGACCUGCCUCUGGAGUUGUUUAUCCAUAACUUCCAAAUCCAAAUAUGUAGAUUGGAUAACCAAUUCAACCAAUAGUUCCAACUCAACAAUAUGUAAGAUAAAUCCCAUACUAAUAAUAACAAUAUCCAUAAUUUUAAUAACAACAAUAAGUUACUUACAAUCCUACAGCUAUCUAAUAAGGUAUUAAUCAAAAGUUAUUUAAAGUCUAACCAGUUUAUUCUAAAUAUCCUCAUAUGAUUACAUGUGCUUAUUGUCAAAGACAAGUUUAAACACAGGUUACCUAUGAAGUUGGAACUGGAGCUUAUGCUGCUGGUGGACUUUUGGCUGCUGUUGGUCUUUGGUUAGGGUAAUUUUUAAAUUGAAUUUUUAGAUGUUGUUUAAUUCCAUUUUUUGUCAAAGAUUGCAAAGAUGCAGUUCACUUUUGUCCUUCAUGUUAGGCUAAAAUAGGUAAAAAGAGAUUCUUAUUUGAUUGAUAAUAAGAAUAGAUUUACAGCAAAUUAU